GCCGGCGCCGCAGGAGCCGCCGAGGCGGCCGCCCCACGAGCCACGCGGGCUGGGGGAGCGCUCGGCGGUCAUGGGCAAGCCCGGCAUCGGGCGGUCGGGAGCGGGCUGAGCGCGGGGCCGAACCCCGACCUCGCCUGGGGCAGCCUGGGCGAGAGUCGCCCGGCGCCCGUCGGCCGGACCAUGGCCGGCCGGGGUUGCGGCUGCAGCUGCGGCCCGGGCCACCUGAACGAGGAUAACGCGCGCUUCCUGCUGCUCGCCGCGCUCAUCGUGCUCUACCUGCUGGGCGGCGCCGCCGUCUUCUCGGCGCUGGAGCUGGAGCACGAGCGCCAGGCCAAGCAGCGCUGGGAGGAGCGCCUCGCCAACUUCAGUCGCCGCCACAACCUGAGCCGCGACGAGCUGCGCGACUUCCUCCGCCACUACGAGGAGGCCACCGGGGCCGGCAUCCGCGUGGACAACGUCCGCCCGCGCUGGGACUUCACCGGUGCGUUCUACUUCGUGGGCACCGUGGUGUCCACCAUAGGGUUUGGGAUGACAACUCCGGCAACAGUAGGAGGAAAAAUCUUUCUGAUCUUUUAUGGUCUCGUUGGGUGUGCCAGCACCAUCCUGUUCUUCAACCUCUUCCUGGAGCGCCUGAUCACUGUCAUCGCCUACCUCAUGAAAUCGUGCCACCAGCGGCAGCUCCGGAGACGAGGGACCCUGCCCCAGAAGAACCUGAAGGACCCAGGGAAGUGUGAGGUGGAUAGCUUGGCCGGCUGGAAGCCCUCUGUGUACUACGUCAUGCUGAUCCUGUGCAUGGCCUCUCUCCUCAUCUCCUGCUGUGCAUCCGCCAUGUACACCCCCAUUGAAGGGUGGAGCUACUUCGACUCGCUCUACUUCUGUUUUGUGGCUUUCAGCACCAUUGGUUUUGGAGACCUUGUCAGCAGCCAGAACGCCCAGUAUGAGAGCCAAGGCCUCUACCGCUUUGCCAACUUUGUCUUCAUCCUCAUGGGUGUCUGCUGCAUCUACUCUUUGUUCAACGUCAUCUCCAUCCUCAUCAAACAGUCCGUCAACUGGAUCCUGAGGAAAAUAGAUGGUGGAUGCUGCCAACAAUGCCAAAGAAGACUCUUCCAGUCACGGAGGAACGUGGUGAUGCCGGGCAAUGUCCGGAACCGGUGCAACAUCUCCAUAGAAACAGAAGGGGUGAUGGAGAGUGACACGGACGGGCGGCGUCUCUCGGGGGAGAUGAUCUCCAUGAAGGACUUCUUGGCAGCCAACAAGGUCUCACUGGCCGUCCUCCAGAAGCAGCUGUCUGAAACAGCCAAUGGCUGUCCCCACCAGACCAGCACUCUGUCCCGAGACAAUGAAUUCUCAGGGGGGGUAGGAGCCUUUGCAGUAAUGAACAACAGGUUGGCAGAGACAAGUGGGGACAGGUAGAAGCAAGGUGUGGGCACUGGGCAUGGAGGCCCAGGGGAGAGCAGAGGAUGAGAGGAUGGUCAUCAAAGGACCAGCUCAGCCCUGUGUCUUAGUUGAUUCAAUUUGGGAGUGGCUCCUUUUAGCCUCCUCAAGCCCAACUUUAGAAAUCAGUCUUUGAGUCUCCAGCAAACAGCCACCU
Choloepus didactylus (southern two-toed sloth) is the source of this 1591-nucleotide messenger RNA. It is a transcript of the gene KCNK13, whose product is annotated as potassium two pore domain channel subfamily K member 13. The record is from RefSeq and is a predicted model, not a curated record. NCBI's taxonomy places the organism in Eukaryota, Metazoa, Chordata, Mammalia, Pilosa, Megalonychidae. The coding region runs from base 181 to 1413 and encodes 410 amino acids. Gene Ontology annotation, biological process: potassium ion transmembrane transport; stabilization of membrane potential. The transcript is spliced from 2 exons. Gene Ontology annotation, molecular function: potassium ion leak channel activity. Gene Ontology annotation, cellular component: membrane.